AUGGCCCUGGAAGGCGACCUGGACGACGGCGCCCCGGUGCCCCUUCUCUUCCUCCAUCCAUGCGUCCUCCCGGUGGAGCUCCUCGAGACCUGGGCGGCAGGAGAGGUUCCCGAGGGUCGCGCGGGUGUGCUCGCGGAGCUGGAGCCGCCGGCCUACCUGGGCGACGGCGGGAGAACUUCCCCGUGCGGCUCGCUGAACACUCAACUUGGACCCCAACCUGCAGCAGUGAGGGUUCGUAGCAAAUUUCCAGGUCGAGCCCUCACCCGGUCAAACCCCACGCGCGCGAGGGAUUUUUCCAACUCCUCCUGCCCCCGCCCCCUUCCGUCCGCACCGCGGCGUCCGCCCUCGAUCCCGCCGCGCCGGCCAUGGAGGCCGGCUAGCUCCCCGGCGACCCUCUCCGCGCCGCCGCCGCCGACCCCGCCCCGGCCUCGCCCCAACGCGCCGCCCCGGCCCCGCCUCGCCACGCGCCACGACCGAUGCCGCGGUGACGACGAUGGUCGCCGCGACCCACGUCGGGCAAAGACGGAGGCGGGCGGGCACCCACCUCUGCCGGCGUUCCCUCCCGCGCCGCCCGCCCCCGUGCCCAUCCCCAAGAAGGCCAAACCGUCCGGGAAGCCGGCGAAACCGGCCGCGCCCGCCACCGCCCCAAGCCGGCUCCCGCGCGCAAGGAGAAGAAGCUCGCGGUUGAGGAGCCGGCGGUUGAUGAGGCCGGUGUGGAGGAGGAGGAGGAGGAAGAUGAAGAUGAAGAUGUCACCGAGAUCGGAGAGGAAAUGUUUGAAGCGGGAGGUGGUGCUCGAAGGCCAAAUCGCACGGCGAACUACACGGAGGUUGAGUAUGUUUUCUGUUUGGCAAAUGAUGUCUCCGAUGACUAUGUGA
Molecule: messenger RNA, 876 nt
Organism: Lolium perenne
Lineage: Eukaryota; Viridiplantae; Streptophyta; Magnoliopsida; Poales; Poaceae
Source: RefSeq, a predicted model, not a curated record